AUGUUUCAACCCACAUUCGCGCAGGUUGUCCAGGACCAUCGCGCUCAGAGCGACAUCAAGCUCAACUAUACGGGCUGCCGGGGAUCCUGCGAUAUCACGCUCAUCGCCGCCGGCCUCGACGUCGAUUGCUCGUACGGAACACUUCCAUUCAACGCUUCGCAGACUACCCGCGCGGAAGUCUUCGUCGGAUCCCUCAACACCAGCUGGGACCCCGUUAACAGCCCCGGCCAGAUAACGACCAACAUCACCUACAAAGACACCACCGCCUGCUCUGGCACCCUCAAAACAGUCCAAUGCACCCUCUCCGCCGCCACAAUCGCCUACCCCCUCCGCAUCACCAACGGCUCCGCACAGCUCCUUCCCGCCGACAGCACUAACAACAACAACAACAAUAACACCAUCCGCCUCCAAGAUCCCUCAGAGCUCUACGAAGGCUCUUCCCCCACCCCGGGCAUGGGAUCCACCUACGGCGGCCUCGCGCUCGCCAUCGCCCAGCAAUUUCCGCAGAGCGAAAUCGAUCUCUACUUCACGAUGCAGUGGGCCGUGGAGGGUCAGGGCACAAUGAAGACAACGUACCUGUCGGCGGCCUCGCAGGAUGCCGUGGGCAAGUGCAACAUGGCGUGGACGGACCCCACGCCCGACAUCCUGCUGUUCGCGCGGGGUCUGAUGUUCCGCUCCGCCGUCAAGGCGUCGUCGUCUUCCGACAGCAGCAGCGGCGGGGCGCAGACGUAUGAGACUUUCGAGAAGUUUGAUCGGACCGUGUACACGUCCAACUACGCGUAUCUAGUCGGUGCGUUGGCGGUCGUGGUUGCGGAUGUGUUUGUGCUGCUGCCGCUGCUGUGGGGGUGGUGGUUGCUCGGGAGAAGCGUCUCACUGAGCCCGGUGGAGAUUGCGAAGGCGUUUAGGGCGCCGAUGGUGGCUGAGGCCGAGAGUAAUGCGAGUGUUGAUGCGUUGUUGGGGCAGGUGGGGAGGAAGAAGGUGGAGUAUGGUUUUGUUCCUGUUGCGGUCGGAGAGGAUGACAGUGCCUGGAUGUUGGAGAAUGGUGGGCGGGCAGUAGGGAAGGAAGAAGACGAGAAAGAGGGCGUAGAGAUGGUGGGUAUGUCUGGUGGAAGUGCUGGGGUGCUUUGCUUUUCGAAAGUGUUGUAG
This is a messenger RNA of Lasiodiplodia theobromae, 1146 nucleotides long. RefSeq lists its product as uncharacterized. The record is from RefSeq and is a predicted model, not a curated record. NCBI's taxonomy places the organism in Eukaryota, Fungi, Ascomycota, Dothideomycetes, Botryosphaeriales, Botryosphaeriaceae. The coding region runs from base 1 to 1146 and encodes 381 amino acids. The transcript has a single exon.